CCUCCACCUCCCGCCCUCCCGUUCCCGUUACCCUCCUCAACAAGCGCCGCCUGUGGCCGCCGCAGCUCUCCAUCCUGGCGCAACACCACCGCGCGGUCAACAGCGUGGCGUUCAACCCCGCGGGAACGCUGCUUGCCUCCGGCAGUGAGGACCGCAGCGUGCGGCUCUGGGACCCCCUCACGGGCGAGCAGAAGGCGGUGCUGUUCGGUCACCGGGGCCAGGUGCUGGGAGUGGCCUUUGCACCCAAUGGCGCACUCAUCGCCUCGGGUUCCGUGGACUCCACUGUACGGCUGUGGGACGCGAGUACGGGCGAGGGAAAGGCGGAGCUGGUGGGUCAUGUGGAUUGGGUGCGAGAUGUCGCAUUCGCGCCGGCGAAGCCGGCGCAGCAGCAGCAGCCUGACGGCGGCGGUAGCGGUGGUGGCGGCGGUGGCGCCUCCACCCCGCACCUCCUCGCCUCCUGCGGCGACGACAAGACUGUAAGGCUGUGGGACCUUUCCGGACCUGGACAACCCACGUUACGUGCCACGCUGGCCGGCCACACCGACGUGGUCUACUCAGUUGCCUUUGCACCCGACGGCGCUCUGCUCGCCUCAGGUUCCGCGGACCAAUCCAUCAGGCUUUGGGACACGGCCGCAUGCCGCCAGGCAGGCCGAGCGCUCGUCGCGCACAAGUUCCCGGUAACCUGUGUUGCCUUCAGCCCCGCAGGGGGGCUGUUGGUUUCCGGCUCGCAUGACAAACUGAUCUACCUGUGGGACCUGCCGAGCUGCCGGGACAGCGGCGUGCCGUCGGGGGAGUUCGCGGGGCACACGGACAAGAUCCUGAACCUCGCCUUCUCGCCGGAUGGCUCGCAGCUGGUUUCCGCUUCCGCGGACGGGUCCAUGCGGAUUUGGAACGUGGGCAGUCGGCAGCUGCAGGGGGUGCUGUUGGGCCAUGCAAGCGGGGUGGUGGCUGCGGCCUUUGCGCCGUGCGGCAACGUCCUGGCCUCCGCGGCAAGUGACAACACGGUGCGGUUGUGGGAUCCGCGUAUCGCAUGUGAGGGUGGAAGCGUGGAGGAGGCUGCUGCCAGCCACAUGGAUUGCGUCACGUGGGUUGCGUUCAGCCCCAGCGGGGCGAUGGUGGCGUCUGCGGGGCAGGACUGGACGGUGCGGCUGUGGGACCCCGAGGAUGGGAGCCACAAGGCGUUGCUGCAGGGCCACACCGACGUGGUCCGCUGCGUCGCCUUCAGCCCCAGCGGCCACCUGCUGGCCUCCGCCUCCUCCGACUGGACGGUGCGCCUGUGGGACCCGCUGGCCAAGCUGGAGACGGGGGUGCUCACGGGGCACUCGGACCGGGUGCUGGCGGUGGCGUGGGCGCCCAGCGGCCGGCUGCUGGCGUCGGCGUGCCAUGGCGGGGUGGUGAUGGUGUGGGAUGCGUUGUCGAUGAAUGUACGGCUGACGCUUAAGGGCCACUCCGCACCCGUGCACGCGCUCGCCUUUGCGCCCAACUCCAAGUCCCUAGCAUCCGCAAGCGCCGACCGAACCGUACGGGUCUGGCACACCACCCCCUCUCAACAGCUCCAACAGCCCUCAUGCGGGGCCGACCCACCAUCUCCGGCUGCCGCUGCUGCUGCCGCAGCGGCUCUCGUCAUUCGCGGCCACGCGGGCGGCGUCAACGCCGUAGAGUACGACAAGAGCGGCAAGUUCCUGGCCAGCUCCUCCCUGGAGGAAAAGGCGGUGCGGGUUUGGGACCCCUCCACCGGUGCGCUGUUGUGCGUUAUCGCAAACGCAGCACUUUGCGCUCCCGGGGCAUUCUCCAUGUAUUCCCUAGCGCGCCACGCGCCCUGCGUGAGGGCGAUUGUGCUGAAAGCCAGCGCGAGUGGUUGCGGCGGUGGUACCGGCGGAGGCGGUGGGUGUGGGAAAUCGGAUGGCGGCGGAAGCAGCAACGGAGGAGGACGGGGCAGCGGCGGCGGCGGCGUCGGAGGGACAGGGGGGCCCAUGAGCCCUGCGUUGGGCCACAUGACCUCCUUCACCCCGCAGCACCUGCUGCAACCCUCCAUGACGCUGCGAAUGGAACGAAGCUCCCAGAACGGUGGCGGGGUGGUGAUUGGUGGUGGAGGCGCGUCGGGGGACUACGCGGGGUGCAACUUCAGCGGCAUGAUUGCGAGCGGCGGCGGCGGUGGCGGGGGGUUCGGAGGCGGUUUCGGAGGCGUUGGCGGGUGCGGUAUCGGCGGCAUGGCGGCCGUCCCUGGAGGUGGUUUGAACGCCAGCAUGCGUAUCAGCGCCGGCGGUGCUGGCGGCUUUGGUGGGCUUGGCGGCAUGGCGUCGACUAGUCCUCGGGAUGGCCCUGGCGGCGCUGUUGGAGGGGGCCCUGCGUCUCCGUCUCUGCAGGGCGCUGCGACCAUGCGCCGAGGCAGAGAGGAUGCGGCUGGGGGUGGUUGUACGACAGCCCCAAAGGCGGUUAUGGAGCUGGUUUCGGAGGCGGAUAACCCGAUUGUGCCCAUUUACACGCAGUUUGUGAGUCCCAAGUGUGUCACGGUGUACGGCAAACGGGUGGUGAUGUCGGAUGGGCCGCACUUGUAUUUCUUCGAGUCGAAUGAGGGCAAGGUGGUGGGCUGGAAGAACCGGGUGCAAUCGGCGGUGCCUUGAUGGUGUGUGGCUGGGUGCUCGUGUUGAGAGCUAUGACGGACGCAAGGUGCGAGGAGCUGGCAUACGGUACAGAGGUGCCGAGCUGUGUGUGGGCUGAUGAGGGCACUGCGUAAUGAGAUGCGAGGUGUAGGUUGAGGUGGUUGUGAGGUGGGGUGUAUACGCUAUACGGAUGCCGCAAGAGGAAUGACUUGGCGAGGGCAAAAGCGGCAUGAACCGGAACUAACAGGUGUUGGUACCAGAACCCAAUCAUUGAGUUGCUCGACGUGUUUGACGUUUGGCUGUGUGGAUUUGACGUGUCUUCUGUUAGGACGAGAGGUUUGUUACUACUUGGCUAGGAUAAUGUAUAUGCUAUGAUUCGAUCAAUCGCUGUCAAACGUCAUCCCGUCGUGAGAUGACUCCAGGAAGGGCAAGGACGCCAGGCUAGUGCGCUGCAAAGGGGCGCAGUUAGCCGGGCAGGGGGAGGGAGUGGGAGAUUCGGACCGAGGGGCUAAGGCACGUUAUGUGUCGUACAAAUAAUGAUGUGAAGGUGAUGUUGGCGUGUAUGUGAGCAUGUUCCGUGCAUAUCUGCGUGUGUGGCCUGUUUGGCGUGCAGGGUUGAGCGGCGGCGCGCUGCUGCUGUGAUAACUAACCGGGAAAUACACUCAAGGAGUGGCAAGGCAGGAUGCAUGAGUGGCCGUUACAAUGGUUCGCUAAAAGGGAACAUGGGUGGAUGGGCGGUAAUCGCCCCGCGGUUCGGUCGUUGCCGGCUUGCUAAUGAACAGGGAUGUGCCUUUGCAAGUCGACAACGUAACGUGAUGUGGGCUUUGUACAUAUCGUGCUGCUGCCGGCUGUGGCCGGAGAUGUUGGCGAAAGCGACAUCUCUUUUUCAAAUUGUUUCAUCUGCAGAUGUAUGUAUAUGCCCGUACACAGUCGUUACGGUGAGAUACUAAUGACCCUUUAUGCUGCUAAAACGUUUGCCCUGAGCUUGCUAAUUGUAGGCCAUGAAACAACUUCGUAAGCUGUGUCGAACGACGCAGGCGGAAGGUGUCUUACAAGUGCCGUAUACGUCAGCACAUGAUGUACAGCACGUGAAGUACCGAUACUCCGCAGACGCGCUGUAACCAAACUGGCCUUCAACUAGUUAUGUGCGCCACCCCCGUGAUGCUGCACAGCAGGCUCUGUGUGCUGCACAUAUUGGGGUCUAAGGCAAAGGCCGCAUGCGACCGGCCUGGAGGCAUGUUAAGUACCUUGCCAUGGGAUGUUCGCAAUGAAAAUAGUAGCGAAGUAAGAAUGCGAGUAUUACAGCGGAGUCAAGUUGUGAAGUAAGGAUAGCAAUCGGGUGAGUUUGCUCGUACAUUACUGUGUCAGCAACUCCCCCGUCCGACCAUCGCCAUCCUAACGUGUCAUCCUCUGCAUACGUUGUAGUAAUUUGCGUGCGAGGUGCGCUGUAGAUACUUAGUCGGCCUGUACAAGAAAUCCGAAUUGCCGUCCUCGCGCACAAACCAACAGACACGACAUGAGAGGAACGCUUAUACUCUACGUCAAACUGCCGACGAUAGUCCAGAUUAUCAGGGUAUCUUGCAUAGACUCGUUACUGUCUAAGUAGAGGCUGGAACACAGCAGGCCUUGCACGCCAAUGAGCUGGAGCGCUCAGCACCGAGCCCGUCUGGGUUUAUAUAGUCAUAGUACAGUGUGUCGAGUAGUAUCGUGGAGCACUAAACCUCUGAGACCCUGCCGGUUAAGGGUCCGGUCCAUGGCGUCGUUAACGCUUGCAUGCUCAUCAGCAUCCCCGUCCCAAGCUGGAGCUCCCUUCCAAGUCCUCGUCUACUGUGGUGAAGGCGCAGGGCAUCAAUCCGCACGGAACACCCUACACGCGCUCAAACGAUGCCUUGCGCCGGGCGUUGAGGCGCGCUUUCUGGACACCGAGGAACUGCUCGAGGGUCGCUGGCGUGGGAGCUGCCUGCUGCUCGUGAUGCCUGGAGGAGCUGACCUGCCUUACUGCAGACGUCUCAACGGCCGGGGCAACCAACUCCUAAGGGCCUACGUGGAGGCCGGCGGCUCCUACCUCGGCCUGUGCGCGGGCGCCUACUACGCGUGCGGCCGGGUGGAGUUCGAGCUGGGCGGGCCGCUGCAGGUGGUGGGGGAGCGGGAGCUGGCCUUCUUCCCGGGCACCGCACGAGGAGCCGCGUACCCGGGCUUCGACUACACCUCGGAGCUGGGCGCCCACGCCGCUCCCCUGCGCUUCCGGCCACCCAAGCUCCCUCCUCCUCCUCCAGCCCCCUCCCCAUCCCCAUGUACCCCGUCUUUCACUACUCCUAGCCAGGCACAACACCCGCACCACCCAUGCCAGCCGCAGCAGCAGCAGCACCCAUGCCAGCCGCAGCAGCAGCCCCUGAAACGGCAGCAUCCACCGCAUGCGCAGUCGAUACCAAUGCCCGACCAUAAGGGAGGCCCCCUGCCUCCGCCGUGCCACCAGCAGCACCACCUCCACCGACCCAUAUCAUUGCAGCUGCAGCAGCAGCCGGAAGAGGAGCUGUCCGUCGCUGCAUGCCCCUUGCGUGUCCCACGGUUAGCACCUGACCACCUACACUUCGGCGACGCAGCAGCGGUGGCAGAGGUGGGUGUGCCGCAUGCAAGCCGCCCUGCCAACGCCUACCCCGCAGCCGCAUGCUACCAUGCAGGCUCGUCACCGAGCGGGACCUGCAACCGCGGCAGCCCACCGGGGGACGCACCCCUUGAUGACGCACCUGGGCCAAGAGGGCAGGCAGACGCAGGGCUAAGAAGAGGUGCGGGGCUGGCAACAGCAGCCGGUGGCGAGGGGGUUGCUAGCAGCGGCAGCAGCACUGGUGAGGGUUGCUGCUGCGGUGCGUUGCGAAGCAGCGAUGUGGACGGCAUGCGGAGCGCCGCCCUCACCGGAGGUUGCGGCGAUGGCCAUGCCAAGGCGGAGGUGGCCGGGGGGGACAGCGAUGCCGGGCGCUGGGUGUUCUGCCGGGACUACUCCAAUGGGGGCCCAGUCUUCGAGCUUGCGAGCGAUAUACCGGUAGCAACAGCCGCCACCGCUACUGCAGGCGCUAGUAGUACGGCAGCGGAAGCGGAGGCGGCAUUAGGGCAUGGCACGGAUGAUGCGCAUGCAGCAGCAGCAGCCGCGUCAUCAUCAUCCGCAGCCACCGCCUCCUCAUCCCCAGCAGCACCAGCACCAGCAGCAGCGGUGGGGGCUGUGGAGGUGCUGGCGGUGUAUCCGGACUUGGGAAACGCGAUGGCGGCUGUCAGGUGUCCUGUGGGCCGGGGAGUGGCGGUGCUAUGCGGUACGCAUCCCGAGAUGCCGUACGAGUCACUGUUGAAUGCCGUAUUGCCGUACGACGCACGACAAGCACGACACGUGGCGGCACUUGGCUCGGAGCUAGCGGCCUGGGAGCGACAGCGGCGGCAGUUUUGGAUGGCACUGUUGUUGGCAUGUUGUACGUCAAGCGCUGCUGCUGCUGCUGAUGAUCCGGGAUUACCGGCGGCGGCGGCAGCAGGGUCUGCGGCGUCAUCGUCGCCGUUAGCACUGUUUGGUGGCGUGUUGUCGGCAGCGGGAGUGGGCUGCGACGCUAGCAGGAGUGUGGAGGCGGUGAAGGCGGUGGGCGUGGCGGUUGAGCGACGAUGAGAGGGUCUGUCAGGGCCUGUCGCAAAGUUGGGUGGGCUGAGAAGCAACAUUUGAUGAAGGUUGUUGUGUCGCCUUUUUGAUAUCAGGCCGUUACUCUUCCACCCUUCCUUCCUAUGAAUUUUGCUAAUAAUUGUACACUGUUGCACACCUCGGCUGAUACCCGUUCAUCCUUCUUCCCGCGUUUCCAGGCCGCUAACCGCCUUGAAUAGUUUGACUCCACAGUCCACAACUAGCAGACAGUACACGCAAGAAAAAGGUUAAAGCUUGAUGCCGUAACAACCCUGCGAUGGCUGCUGCAGCUGAUGCACUUUAUGAGGGGGAACGCUUUGCGGUUGGCGACGACGAGUUAGUAAGCGAGUUCGACGAUACAGAUAGCAGUGGACAUGACUUGGGUAGCCAGGAUGGAAUUCCAGGGCGGGAGGCCUCGAGGCAGCACCUCUCCCAGGCGGAAACGGACGCGGUGUCAACGCGCAGCAGCAUCACCAGCACCUUUUAUGCAUCCUCUGUUGUUUCAUCGUCAAGACCAGCUAUAACGAUAAUCGGUGUUGCUGAAAGCUGCAUCUCCGAGACGGCUGCAGGGCCAGACAGACAGGGCCGCGCGAACGGAGGCAUCGCGAGCCGGGGUGGCUUUGCUUCUCCGCUAACAACCCACCAGCACCAGCAGCACGGACCUGCUUGUUGUGACAGCACUGCGAGCAUCCCACAUACCAGCAGCAGCAACGGCGGCCCACAUCCCGACAGCUGCGAGCGAAGGCCCUUUCACAGCAGUGUGCACCUCGGCCAGCAGCCACAAACAUUUUCAGUCGAGAGCACUUGGGCUUAUCAUCCUCCAGCACUUACAACUACCACACCAUCACAACAACCGUACCAAGGGCUUCCUGCGUUGCCAGUUCCCGAACAAAGCGGACCGGGCGGACCCAGCACGCGACCCGAUCCAGCUGCUCGAAGAUGCCUGACCGCCUCCUUCACAGCGGAAGCCUCCUCAUUCCCCUCCUCCUCCUCGUCCUCCCACCCGUCGUCCUUCUUCCCAUCUGCCCACCCUCGUGUCUGGCAACACCGCAAUCACCACCAACCAAACCAACAAACACAGCAACCGCAGCAAGCGCUUCAGAUCGAAGCAGGCGGAGCCGUGCACGGAGCGCACACGCAUCUUGGCUCAACAAUCACAAGCCAAAACGACCCAUGGGUCACUACCCCACCCGGACGCCAUAGCAGCAGCAACGCCGCUGUUCCUUCCGCCAUCAUUAAUUCCUCCCCGCCUUCCGCUCGCCUUCCUCCCGCUCCGCCCAUGUUUCACCCGAACCAGUCCGCUGAUUCUCCGCCAUCGCAACCAGCGCAUGCGACGCCUCCACGCCGGUCCUCAGCCCCCCAUGCUGCUCCACAUCAACUGCCGCAGGGGGCUCCCCAGCCCUCCGCCAGCCCAUGCAGCUUCGGCAGCCCCUGUCCCAGCCCUCCUGCUGACUCCGAGCUACGCCACGUCAGCCACCGCAGCACCCCUGGGGGUCGCAGCGGGGGAGGCAUGUACGACAACAACAACGCCAACAACAGCAAAUCCAUUACGACGGGCUGCUUUGAAACGUACGACAACGCAUCGCAGGACCGGAAGCAGCAGUGGCAACAACAGG
Messenger RNA from Astrephomene gubernaculifera, 7874 nucleotides. NCBI's taxonomy places the organism in Eukaryota, Viridiplantae, Chlorophyta, Chlorophyceae, Chlamydomonadales, Astrephomenaceae. The record is from the annotation of a GenBank genome assembly.